AUGGUAACAAUAACAGCAACAACAAUAACAACAACAACAAUAACAAUUCCAACUGCUUAUACUAUCAUUCAUUAUUGUUUCAUUUUAACUGUUAUUGUAUUUGCACAAUUAAUCGAUGCUGGAAGUCCAAAACAACGAAUUCAAAAAGUACCGUCAGCUCCACGUGAUAUUGACGUCGCAUUGGUUAAUGCCUCAGCGGUAAAAGUAAGCUGGGAAAAGCCAUUAUACGCAAACGGUGAUAUCAUCGGAUAUUAUGUUUAUAAGGAUCGAUUAUUGAACGGUGAACCAAUCAAUGAUAAAUUACAACGUGCUAUCAUCUAUGAUCAACACAAAACACAUACAUUAAUCACAGAUCUUGAACCGAAUACUGAAUAUUCAUUCCGGGUAAAUGCUUUUAAUAGACAUGGUGAUGGUGAAUUUAGUGCAAGCAAAAAAAUUCUUACCGGUGGAUUGCCUCCAUCAGAACCACAAACACAUUCCGUUAAUUUGCUCAAUGAUGAAGCUCCAUUACGGGCGCGUGUUGACUGGAAACCACCAAAAUUCACGUAUAAUUUACCAAUCAAUAAAUAUUUGAUUUGGUAUAAACCGUUCGAACACAUCGAUGCACGCAAACUUGAAGUACCUGGAACCCAAAAUUUUGCUAUCCUUGAUGGCUUAUUUAUGGGACGUUUGUAUGAAAUUAAUAUAGCAGCGGAGAAUGAUGACGGUGUGGGCGUUAACGCAACGGAAUGGUUAACAACACCGGUUGGAAUACCUGAAGCGGAACCACUUAACGUACGCUACGAAAUUAACGCCAAUCAGAUGACAAUAUCAUGGGAUCCACCGGUAAUCGAUCAACGAAAUGGUAAUAUCACAUAUUACCAAGCUAUUUUAACUCCAUUACAACCGGGUGAAGAGAAAAUUAUUCGAAAUGUCACCAACGGUCGUUCGAUAACAUAUGAUGCAUCUAUGCCAAAAACUUAUACUUUUAAGGUUGCGGCAGCAACAAUGAAAGGUAUUGGUCCGUAUUCGCCGGUUUUAUCAAUUGAUUCUGAUCCAGCAAUUGAAAUAAUGGUUAUGCAACAGUGGUUGUUACAUAAAAGUAUGAAACGUAAACGACGACAGACACGAAUGCGUACGAAUGCUGCUGGACGUUUGAAACAGCAACGUGUUCGUAAAUUACGUGUGCAACAUUUACUAAAAGAAUCAUCAUCAUCAUCAUCAGCAGUCCAUAAAGGAUCAUUACUGGACCGAUCGGAUGAUACAUCGAUAGCAUUUAUGCAAAAAAAUUUCAACAAUUCGACACAGGAAGAGAAAUUAAAUGAUGAUGAAGGUGACGACAUGACUGUGUCCAAUGCUGAUUAUUUUAAUGCUAUCAUCCAUGCAAUUAUUCCAGGUCCACUGGACAUUCCAUCACUUUAUCGUACUUAUACAAUGUUACCAUUAACUAAUGAUAGAAGAAAAAAUGAUGAUACAUUCUUAUCAGCAACAAUUAAAACUGAUAAACAAGCACCUAUGAUUAGUAGUACAACAAUUAAUUAUUCAUCCAUUUUUAUUGAUAAAAAUAUUAUCACUAAUACUAAUAUUAAUAAUACUACAAUUCCAAUAACUACAAAUGCAGUAGGAAUUGCUAAAAUUACUGAUAAAUCAUUGAUUAGUGUUAAAUAUACCACAACAAGUUGUACACGGUAUAGUGGUAACUAUUGGGACACAACUGAACCAACAAUGAUCACUACUGAUUGUAAUUCUGAUAACGCUACAAUCUAUCCACCAACUAACGUUCGAGUUCAAGCAACCUCAAAUACAUCAGCUGUAGUGCAAUGGGAUUUGGAUAAUGAUAGGAACGUGGACGGUUUUGUGAUACGGUAUAUACAUGAACCGGUUUCCGGACAGCGAGAUAAUGAACGAUGGAAAACGAUUACGAUUAUGAAUCCGUCUGCUAGACAUUUGCAUAUUUCACAACUUACAGCACAUAAACCAUAUGCAUUUUGUGUUUUGGCUAUUCGGCAAAAUAGACAAGGGACCUGUUCAGAUCCACCAACAACAAUCGAUCGCUUGCAAGCAACACAUAUGGUAACUAACUUAGUGAUAGCUUGGAAGACGAGUAAUUCGGUGAUGCUUCGAUGGGAAUACACCGGUCCACAACCUAUCGGUUUUUAUGUUAAUCAAACAGGUCGAAAGGAUUACUUAGAUCAAAAUUUGCAAUUGAAAGGGAUGAUUUCACCGGGAUUUCGUCAAGAUCUUGAUGGACAUCAACGAGAAUAUUUAUGGACAACAUUACGACCCUAUAUGGAAUACACAUUUCAUGUUGGGGUACGUGAAUUACCGCCAGCUGGAAAGGAAUAUUGGCCACGCGAAGUAAUUGUUCGAACGGAUCCCACGGGACCACCGUUUGUUGAUGUGCCCGAAUUUAUCACUUCAGAUCAUGCUAACACCGCGCUUAUUCGUUUGAAAUGUGCUAGCGAAGAAUAUGGACCAAUUAGUCAUUAUUGGCUUGUUGUUUUACCCGGGAAUUUUACCCAGGAUGAUGUAUUGAAUUUGGAUUCAACAUCACUUCAAAAAAGUACCACAAUGAUGCGUCCAAAUCAAAAUAAAAAUUAUUACGGGAAAGGUAACAAAAAAGUUCGAAAAGUGAACAAAGAUCAAGAUUACAAAAGGCGCUAUAUGCAUGAACCUCUUGCUCUACGAGGUGCAUACAUAGCGGCAGGUAUACCAGUACAUGAAAUGCAACAAAUACAGCGCAAUGAUCAUCUUUUUACGCUUGGUGAUGGACAGAUGUAUGAUGGCUAUGACAAUUGGCCCUUAGAUAGUAAUACCAAAUAUCGUUUAAUGAUGCGUGCAUUUGCUCGUGAUGAUAUAUCGAGAAAUCCUGACUAUCCAUUUGAAUUUCGUGCUCCAAUUCAAGAACCAUUAGCAAAACGUUACUCAGAUUCAAUGCUUAGUGAGCCAUUCUCUACCAAAUUUGCAAUACAUAGACGAGAUGCUAAAACAUCCAAUUUAUGGCUAAUUGCGCCACUUAUCGCAAUUUUAAUUAUUGCAAUUAUUGUUGGAAUGCUUGUCAUUUGGUGGCUUCGUUGUAAUCGUCGAAAUAAUCGACAUAAAACGCCUCGUCAUGGUUCCAUUUCAAAAAUUGCCUUAGCUAGCAAUACAAUUCCAAGCGAAACAUCUAAACUGCUUGUUUCCGGUGAUGUUUAUGGCCGUCAUAUAGUUAAUCCGUAUGAUCAGAUGAAUGGAAAUGGUGGUUGUACGAUGGAUUCUGUUAUGGAUAUGUAUCCAUUGCAUCAAAGUCAUAUAAGUAGCGCAAAUUAUAAUGCCCUACCUGUACCAGUGUCAAUUCUACCGUCAAGUGGUGGCGCUAUUGGUGGUCAUUCUCUUAGUCAUCUAGCAAUUCCUAUCUCUGAACUUUCUGCGCAUAUUGAUAAGCUAAAAAUGAAUAAUAAUGCCUUAUUCUCACAGGAAUAUGAAAGUAUUGAAACAGGUCAACAUUUUACCUGGGAGAAUUCAAGUCGACCAAUAAACAAAAUGAAAAAUCGAUAUGCAAAUGUUGUUGCAUAUGAUCAUUCACGUGUUAUCCUUAGUACUAUUGAUAAUAUUGAGGGUAGUGAUUAUAUUAAUGCUAAUUAUAUUGAUGGUUAUGAAAAGACAAAAGCAUACAUUGCAACACAAGGACCGUUACCGGAAACAUUUGCGGAUUUUUGGCGAAUGGUCUGGGAGGAAAAUACAAUAACAAUUGUGAUGUUGACAAAAUUGGAAGAACGAUCACGAAUAAAAUGUAAUCAGUAUUGGCCCAUUAGAGGAUCAUCUUAUUAUGGUCAUAUUCAGGUGACACUAUUGGAUACUCUAGAGCUAGCACAUUAUACAAUUCGAACAUUUCGUUUACAACAUCGAAAUGGUGGCAAAAUACGAGAAAUACGUCAUUUACAGUAUACUGCAUGGCCGGAUCAUGGUGUUCCUGAUCAUCCGACACCUUUCUUAAUGUUUCUGAAAAGAGUGAAAACUUUAAAUCGUCCAGAUGCUGGUCCAAUUAUAUCACAUUGCAGUGCUGGAAUUGGUCGAACAGGUGCAUUUAUUGUAAUUGAUUGUAUGUUAGAACGAUUACGAUAUGAAAAUACAGUUGAUAUUUAUGGUUGUGUAACAGCAUUGCGAUCACAACGAUCAUAUAUGGUUCAGACUGAUGAUCAGUACAUUUUCAUUCAUGAUGCAGUACUGGAUGCGGUACAAUCCGGUUCAACAGAAGUGCCUGCUAGCAAAUUAUACACCCAUGUACAAGCUUUAAUGCAAAUUCAACCAUUAGAUCAAGUUUCAGCUAUGGAACUUGAAUUUAGGCAUUUGGCAACAAUGAAAAUGUCAAAUUCUCAAUGUACUGUUGCAAAUUUAUCUGUGAAUCGGCCAAAAAAUCGUUUAAUUAAUAUGGUACCAUAUGACUCAUCACGUGUUAUUUUACGUACAAUUCCGGGUGAGGAAGGUUCUGAUUAUAUCAAUGCAUCUUGGAUUGAUGGUUAUAGACAACGUGGCGCAUAUAUUGCAACACAAGGACCAAUGCCUUAUACGGUAAAUGAUUUCUGGCGAAUGAUUUGGGAACAUGAAUCUUCGAUUGUUGUAAUGCUUAUUCGUACGAUGGAAACAUGCCGGGAAAAAUGUUAUGAGUAUUGGCCAUCUGAGUUAGGUGCACAAUUUGGAUAUUUGGUGGUAGAACCAAUUGCUGAAUACAAUAUGUCCCAGUAUGUAUUACGUGAAUUUAGAAUCACUGAUACGGAGUCUGGUCAAACAAAAACACUAAGGCAUUUCCAAUACGUUGAAUGGCCUGACCAUUGUCCACCAAAAUCUGCCGAAUUAUUUAUCGAUUUCAUUCAUCAAGUACAUCGAACCAAAACACAAUUCGGGGUGGAUGGUCCAAUUACGGUUCAUUGCUCAACCGGUGCCGGACGUACCGGAGUUUUCAUCGCGCUUAGUGUAAUUAUUGACCGGAUGAAGUUAGAGCAUGUAAUUGAUGUGUUUACAACAGUGAAAUUACUCCGAACGGAACGACAAAACAUGGUUCAGGAUAAGGAUCAAUAUCACUUUUGUUAUCAGGCUGCUCUUGAAUUCCUAGCCACUUAUGAUAAUCCAUAUCAAAUGUCUUGA
This is a messenger RNA of Brugia malayi, 5103 nucleotides long. RefSeq lists its product as uncharacterized. Gene Ontology annotation, molecular function: protein tyrosine phosphatase activity; protein binding. NCBI's taxonomy places the organism in Eukaryota, Metazoa, Nematoda, Chromadorea, Rhabditida, Onchocercidae. The record is from RefSeq and is a predicted model, not a curated record. The transcript is spliced from 29 exons. Gene Ontology annotation, biological process: protein dephosphorylation. Bases 1 to 5103 code for a protein of 1700 amino acids.